Penicillium antarcticum is the source of this 786-nucleotide messenger RNA. RefSeq lists its product as uncharacterized. NCBI's taxonomy places the organism in Eukaryota, Fungi, Ascomycota, Eurotiomycetes, Eurotiales, Aspergillaceae. The record is from RefSeq and is a predicted model, not a curated record. The transcript has a single exon. The coding region runs from base 1 to 786 and encodes 261 amino acids.
AUGGCAUUCAUAUCCAGCAUCACCCACCCACCCAAGUCCAAUGCUGUCACUGGUGACUGGGGUCGUGCUCGUCGAUACUUGAACAGCCAAGGGUUCUUUUUGACGGGCCUCAGCAUUUUCUUGCCAUAUAUGGUGACAUUUGUGCUCAUGGCUCUUAUCACACGCUUUGACUUAGAGCCUCGCUUCCCGGUUUACAUCGUAUCCAAAUUGUCUUUGGGGUUGCUUCUGACGAACCUUCACACGGCGUGGGUUCAUGCUGUCAUAUCCAAGUCCAGCAAUUCGAUCUGGCAGAGACUACCUAAGGGGAAAGAUUGGCUUGCAAUUAUUCCAGUCGCCUCUUUGGAUAUUGUAUUGCCGCAUGGUGUUUACUAUUUGACAAAGACUGCCUUGGCUUUCGCUCAGGGUAUAGUCUCUGUCAAAGAAGAUGCUUCACCAGCAACAUUCGGGUUUUUCGCUGUUACUAUUGUCCCAAUAUUCUUGAGCUGGUUGACAGCAACCUUCACUCGCGCCAUCUAUGUCAAGAUAGCGGCAUCAAUGCUACCCAUCGAUGAUCAAAUUGUUCUACCCUUUGACCAUAGAGGCCCGACAAAUCGUCUGAACAUCCGUGAUGCCAUCCGUAAAAUCACAAUGCAGAACUGGCACCGUUACCUACGUAUUGUCUAUGAGGUGGCUGUGUAUGAGUAUCUCUGGGUGAUUUUUUCGGCCGUUGUCAUCGUGGCGGAGCUUUAUUAUAUGGCGCCGUGCGCUUUUAUCGAUAUAAUUGGUUGGUAUACCCGGGAUUGGUGA